AUGCAGAUAACAAGUUCUGCCAACGAUAACAACGGUACAACUAGUACAACUUCAUCAAACUCAAACCAUUCUAUAGAUACCCGGACUACUCGAUCUGAACAUAUUAAAACUGAAGAAUUACUUCGACUCAUAUUACAAUCUCUUUACGACUUGGGGUAUCAGAAUGUUGCAGAAAUGUUAGAGCGAGAUUCUGGUAUUGUACUUGAAUCUUCUAUUGUAACGGAAUUUCGUCAGGCUGUUUUGGUGGGCAAUUGGUCUCAAUGUGAAUCACUCUUUCCUCAACUAUGCUUAGUACCCCAGCAAACAGGAAUCGACAAUGAUCAACAAACCAAAGAUGAUAUAUGCGACCAUGCUCGAUUUUUGAUACGACAACAAAAAUUUUUAGAACUUUUAGAAGCAAGAAAAUUAAUGAAGGCUCUUUCAGUUUUACGGAACGAAUUAUCUCCACUGGGUAAACAUGACACUGAACGAUUACACGAAUUAUCAAGCUUGAUAUUAUGUUCUUCUGCUGAAGAAGUGAAACAAAGAGUGAAUCGAGAUGAACAAAUAGGUUUUCCAAGAGAACAACUUUUGGCACAACUUCAAGGUUACAUUGAUCCGAAUAUAAUGAUUCCCCGUGACCGAUUACUGACUUUGAUCAAUCAAGCAAUUGAAUGGCAACAAGGCAAUUGUCUUUAUCAUAAUAGAAACAAGGCCACUUAUUCUCUAUUUACCGAUCAUACUUGUGAUAAAACUCUUUUUCCUACUCGGACCAUUGCUAUACUCAAAGAUCAUUCUGAUGAAGUUUGGCAUGUAGCUUAUUCUCACUGUGGACGAUAUUUAGCUUCGGCUUCCAAGGAUUCGACUUGUAUCAUAUGGGAUAUGCAAACAUUCCAACGCAUGAAACGAUUACGAUGCGCCUCAAGUAUCUCUUAUUGCAGUUGGUCACCUGAUGAUUCCAAGAUAGCUAUAUGUGGAAAUGACAGUUUAUUAUUAAUAUGGAAUCCAUUUGAAGGGGAAUUAUUACAAAACUUUGUUGGUCAUUCUGAUCAAGUUACAAGUUGUGUAUGGUUACCUGAUGGGCAACAUAUUAUCUCUGGUUCUUGUGAUAAGUCCUUACGAUUAUGGAGUAUAAAUGGUGAUUUGAUAAGUGAAUUGGAAGAACAAAGGAUUGUAGAUAUGGCCAUGAACGUCAACGGAAAUCGGCUUGUGAUUAUUGGAUUAGAUAAGAAACUUAAUGUAUAUGAUGUGGAUGGCUUGAAUUUGACGAAGAUCCGUGAUAUUCAGGAAGAAGGCAGUAUUGCGUCUUUGGCGCUUACGAAGGAUGGCCGUUAUGCACUAGUGAAUAUACAGGAAACUCAAGAAAUUCAUCUAUGGGAUUUACUAGGACAAAGGGUGAUUCGAAAAUAUCAAGGACUCAAACAAGGUGCAUACAUUAUUAGAUCAACAUUUGGAGGAGAUGAUGGAGAUGAAACUUUUGUACUCAGUGGUAGUGAAGAUAACAAUGUAUACGUUUGGAGUAGAGAGCAUCAAACGCUACUUCAAGUACUGGAAGCUCAUAGUCAAACGGUGAACAGUGUUGCUUGGUGUCCUUCUGUCUCUCAACCCCCAACAUUUGCAUCUGCAAGCGAUGAUAAAACUAUUCGAAUGUAA
Messenger RNA from Halteromyces radiatus, 1632 nucleotides. Its product is annotated as WD40-repeat-containing domain protein. Gene Ontology annotation, cellular component: GID complex. Gene Ontology annotation, molecular function: protein binding. The coding region runs from base 1 to 1632 and encodes 543 amino acids. NCBI's taxonomy places the organism in Eukaryota, Fungi, Mucoromycota, Mucoromycetes, Mucorales, Cunninghamellaceae. Gene Ontology annotation, biological process: proteasome-mediated ubiquitin-dependent protein catabolic process. The record is from RefSeq and is a predicted model, not a curated record. The transcript is spliced from 9 exons.